CCCAGUGAUCUUAAGCUUCCGCAGAGCUUUUUGGACCAUCAUAUUCCAGAGUUCGGCAAAGGAUUAGAGUACAUCAUCUCUAAGGAGCCUUCGUUGUACCCGUUAAUUGUAUUUAAACCGUUUGAACAGUUUGCCAUUAGUGUGAAACCUCGAAGCACUGAUAUGGAACACUUUGGUGGACUAUGCCGCACCAUCAUCGGACAACAAGUUAGUGGAGCCAGUGCCAAAUCCAUAGAAUUCAAGUUCAAGUCCCACUACGGUGGUGUGCUUCCUACACCUCAACAAGUGCUAGAUGCGACUGUUGAGGAACUGCGUGAGUGUGGUAUAUCUAACAGGAAAAGCGAAUACAUCAAGAGCAUCGCACAAAAGUUUCACAGUGGAGAGAUAAACGCCAAGUUCCUACAAGAUGCAUCAGAUGAAGAUAUUUUGAAGAAAUUGGUUGAGAUCAAGGGAAUUGGGGAAUGGAGUGCAAAGAUGACCAUGGUCUUUGGAUUGCAUAGAUGGGAUGUGUUUGCACAUGACGAUUUAGGCGUUGCAAGGGCGAUGUCCCGUUAUUUAGAAGGACGACCACAACUGCUCUCAAUGGCAAAGAAAGAAGUUGAUCUUUCUAAUUUCAAAAAGAGAUCAACGUUUGACGACAAGAAGAAAAGAGACUGGAAAGUCAUACACGACGCAUACGUUCAGUAUAUUGCAGAUAUCUUCAAACCUCAUAGAACUGCGUUUAUGCUUGUUAUGUGGAGAGCCAGUUCUACGGACAUUGACGUUUUG
Williopsis jadinii is the source of this 768-nucleotide messenger RNA. It is a transcript of the gene MAG1, whose product is annotated as DNA-3-methyladenine glycosylase II. The annotation marks the transcript as partial. Gene Ontology annotation, biological process: base-excision repair; DNA alkylation repair; base-excision repair, AP site formation. Gene Ontology annotation, cellular component: protein-DNA complex; nucleus. Gene Ontology annotation, molecular function: alkylated DNA binding; DNA-7-methylguanine glycosylase activity; DNA-3-methyladenine glycosylase activity. The transcript has a single exon. Lineage: Eukaryota; Fungi; Ascomycota; Saccharomycetes; Phaffomycetales; Wickerhamomycetaceae. The record is from RefSeq and is a predicted model, not a curated record.